GUGAGACACACAUGUCAUCCAUUUUGAAUAAAUUUAAGAAGUAGACGCCAUCUGAGACUCCCAGUGCAAUCAAAUUGGAGAACACAUCUUUUGGUUAAUAAGCUGGAACUUAUUAGCCCCCAGUCAUCCCUGCCAUUUAAUUACCCUAAUCCAAUCAACCAAGAUAAAAAGGAAGACCAGGUGGAGGUAAGAAUUAAUGAAUUACAAAAGGUUGGGAUGAUGAACCUUAACCCUAACCAGAACAAAUUAGUGUUUCAAAUAAUAAAGCAACCAACUCAAUUAAUUUAUUGAAUAAUACUCCACCAAAAUAGAAUGAAUAAUAAAUUCACAAUGACGUACUUCUGCCUCCUCAACCUGCCAUAGGAAACAUUUAAUUGAGCAGAAUCACGGACUAUAGAAAAGGAUAGCUGUUAACUUAUGAAGAAUUGGAAUUAGGAGGAUUGUAAGAUAUAUCUUGAAAUUUAGUGAUUAUGAAUUUCAUCUGGUCAAUGAAGUCAUUAAAUUGGGUGGCAUCAAAUUGAAGCAAAGUGACAAUGUUCUUAAAGAAUUUGCCAGAGCAAUUUCAACUAUUUAAGAAUAACUUAUAGGCAGCAUACUUUUAAAUAAGCUGCAUAGUGAGGAUAACUGGAAAGUCUAGAUUGUAAGAUAUUCACUUAAUUCUUAGAGAUGCAUUUACGCUAUUCAAUACGUGUGUCAAUAGUAUUAAAACUAUAGAGAAUUCUUCUAAGUUAAUUAAUAAUAUCUGAGAGUUGAAACUGAUUAAUAGCUACUAUCAGGAGCUAUCGAUUAGACAUUAGCUGAAGUUAAUGGCUAGUAAGUUUCAAAAUAAAAGGUAAUUAAAAAUUAAAUAAUUCAAAGGAAUUUUAAUUUGAAUUUAGAGAACCACCUAAGCCACAGUCACAAUAAUAGUAAUCAUAAUCAACUUCAUAAAACCAAUAGACAAAUUUAAUUGAUAUUUUGGAUGCUUCUUAAAAUGAUGCAUAAUAAAAACAAUAGCAAUAAAAACUUAAUCUAAAAUAAUUGAAAAUUAAACAACCUACUGCUUAACCAUAAUAAUAAUAACCAUUAGUAUAAUAAUAACCAUUAGUAUAAUAAUAACAAAUACCAUAGUAAUAACCCUUAGCCCAAUAGAAAAAUACAUAAUAACUUAACUUAUUAGAUGCAUUUAGCGAUAUUUCUUUAGAAAAUUAUAAUUAAUAAUAAUUUUAACCAUAAUAAUUAUAAAUAACCCAAUAACAAUAAUAUUAACAAUCACAUUAAUAAUAAUAAUAAGUAUAAUAGCAAUAACAAAAAUAAUAACAAUAAUAAUAAAAUGGUAUAAGUUUUGAUGACUUACUUAAUUCAUAGAGUACCAAUCAAUAGUAAACGUAACCAAAAAAGAAUGCCUUUGGAUUCUUAAAAAAAGAUCAAUAAUAGCCAGUGUAGACUAAUUAAUAGCCAAUAAAUUUACUGAAUUCUCCUCCACAAUAAUAUCAAUAACAGCCUUAAAUUUAUAAUUAGGUUCCAUAAUUGCAACCAUAUAAUUUUUAUAAUCAAUCUCAAAGCAAUUAAAGUCAAUAGAUUUAUUAACAACCCCAAGCGCAAUUUAACAAUCAAUAGUAAUCAUAAAAUAAUAAAAAGGAUUUAAUUGAUUUUCUAAAUUUGUGA
This is a messenger RNA of Paramecium octaurelia, 1647 nucleotides long. The record is from the annotation of a GenBank genome assembly. Lineage: Eukaryota; Ciliophora; Oligohymenophorea; Peniculida; Parameciidae.